This is a messenger RNA of Ruditapes philippinarum (Manila clam), 636 nucleotides long. RefSeq lists its product as uncharacterized. NCBI's taxonomy places the organism in Eukaryota, Metazoa, Mollusca, Bivalvia, Venerida, Veneridae. The record is from RefSeq and is a predicted model, not a curated record. The transcript has 4 exons. The annotation marks the transcript as partial.
GUUCAACGCUUGGCACGAAAAUGUUAAAAUUAUCGGCUGUUGUGGUGGGUUUAACAGCCGUAGCUUUGACGUCGGGCCAUUUUAUGAAAGCGGGACAUAAUGCAACACCUUUUACAGCAUUGCUUCCUCCAAAGAGCCUUAGGGAAAGACUUAAGAGACAACCUCCGCCAAUGCCUGGAUUUAAUCUAAAUGCGUGGCUUGGUCCAUGGUCAUUUCAUUUCUUAAAAGCACCCUGCAGUUGGGCUAUUGCAGAGGAAUUUACAGAUUACACACAACUUCUUGAACCCGGAGAUAAUCUUGUUUUACACCAUGAAACCAUGAGAUCCCGAAAUUUUUGCAAUUCGAUGACGUCGGUAUUAUCUAUAGAGGACCCCGGAAGGUUCUAUGGCAAAGAUCUUGUGGGUGAUAAUUGGUCAGGCAAGUAUAUUGUAGUAGCAACGGACUAUCGAGGGUUUUCAAUUGAUUGGGGAUGUACAAAAUGGUCACCGUUUGAUCAAAUGUGUGACGAUCCAUACGUGUUUAUCAAAACAAGACAAAGACAGUUGCCACAAAUUGUUCAAAGCAGAAUAGAAUAUGCUCUUCAGAACAUAUUUGGAAUUUCCACUAAAGAACUUACAAGAAUUAGUCACGGCAGAC